Molecule: messenger RNA, 798 nt
Organism: Vitis vinifera (wine grape)
Lineage: Eukaryota; Viridiplantae; Streptophyta; Magnoliopsida; Vitales; Vitaceae
Product: V-type proton ATPase subunit F-like
Exons: 5
Coding region: 159-551 (130 amino acids)
Biological process (GO): proton transmembrane transport
Cellular component (GO): proton-transporting V-type ATPase, V1 domain; membrane
Molecular function (GO): proton-transporting ATPase activity, rotational mechanism
Source: RefSeq, a predicted model, not a curated record
CAUAGAAUUACCGCCCUACUGACGCCUAACUCACGCUGUACGCUACUUUUAGGCCUGUUUGCAGCACAAGAAGGUCCGAUCUCUACGGCAUUCAAUAAUUUCUUCUCCAUACCUGCGUUUCGAUCCAUCUCUGAGUUCAAGUUGAAUUUUCAAAAGCAAUGGCUGGCAGAGCUCAAAUCCCCACUAAAAGCUCGGCACUCAUUGCUAUGAUUGCUGAUGAGGACACUAUAACUGGGUUUUUGCUGGCUGGAGUGGGUAAUGUUGACUUGCGGAGAAAGACAAAUUAUCUCAUUGUUGACUCAAAAACAACUGUAAAACAAAUUGAAGAUGCAUUCAAGGAAUUCACCACAAAGGAAGACAUUGCUAUCAUUUUAAUAAGCCAAUAUGUUGCGAACAUGAUAAGGUUCCUAGUAGAUAGCUACAACAAGCCGGUACCAGCAAUUCUGGAGAUUCCAUCCAAGGACCAUCCUUACGAUCCUGCUCAUGAUUCAGUUCUCUCACGAGUGAAGUACCUCUUCUCUGCUGAGUCUGUGGCAUCCGGAAGGCGUUGAUCAUCUUAAAGCACUUGCUUCAAUUCUGCACACCACUAUCUCUAGUACUUGGUUACUGUGUUAUUUUGAAUUGUUUUUGCUUCAUUUCUGUAUUUCAAAUCCAAAUCCAAAUCCAAAUCCAAGUCCAAAGAGGAUGUAAGUUAUGAAGAUCAUUCAAAUGAACUGUCAUGAGAAAAGCCCAAACUUUGUGGUCGGAGCUGACUUCAUCAAGACUUUCCUAUAUACAAUAAUUUUUAAUUCCAGAAAA